CUUCAAAACGUCCAAGUCAUUGACAUUGACAACCUGUUUCUGUCAAAACGUGUGGGGGGGGGGAUAAUUAAGUAAAAGUAAACAAGUUACGUCCACUUUUCUUUCCGAGGUCGGCAUUGUUAUGCGACAAGGACAGAGUGUGAGGUCAUAGCCGGCAGGGUGCAGCCGCUAUUCGCCAUGAAGAAAGUGGUGCUGUUCAAGAGCGCGUCGGAGGAGUACCAACGCGCGUGUAGCGCACUUCAGUACGAAGCUAUUUUCGUGGAGCCACUGCAGUUCGAGUGGCGCAACGUGGAGACGCUGCGUGCGGCGCUGACGCGGCGCGAGUACGUGGGGCUGGUGCUGACGAGCGCUCGCGCCGCCGAGGCUGCAGGGCGCUGCUGGGACCCCGCCAAGUUCGAGCUGUGGAGCGCGCGCCGCGUCUACACUCUCGGCGAUGCCAGCGCGCAGCGCAUCAAGCUGCUGCUGGGGCUUGACGCGCUCGGUACCACCGCCGGAAAUGCCGAGAAUCUGGCUAAGAUCAUUCUGGAUGAAAAUCCAGUUGACUCCAAAUUUUUGUUCCCCUGUGGUAAUUUGAGCUCAGAGACGCUUCCUAGUGUACUCGAGGGCCAAGGCAUAUCGGUGGACAGUCUCACGGUGUACGAGACAACAGAGAAUGAAAAGUUAAGAAAUAGUUUGUUGGAGUUGAACAGAUCAGAGGACCCGUGCUGCAUGGUGUUCUUUAGUCCUUCGGGGUGCGAGUACAUCCACCGACAGCUGCAGACCUUUAGCAACAAACUCUACCACUUACCACACUUUGCUAUUGGUAAUUCCACUGCCCACAAGAUUGAGAACCUAGGAAUAGAGGUAGCAGGUGUGGCGUCCAAACCCAAACCGGAGUGUGUGAUGGAGUCCAUACACAAGUAUUUCACGACUCACACUUGCAGCUGAUGAACAAGCUUUUAUUUUUUACUAUAGCAAUAUAAUGGUUAUGGAUUACAAUUUAAAUUAGCUUUAAUUGUGAUAAAUAUGAAACACUAUUUAACUGAUUAUGAUAAUUUAUUUUAUAAUUCGGUGUAUAAUGUGAAGAGAAUAAUUGAGAGCACUCACAAUUUUAGAUAUUUAAGUCGAGUUAAGACAAAUAUAAAAAAUACUAUAAAUCUUCUUGAAAAAAUAUAUUUUAAUAAGUGUUUGAAAAAUCAAUAA
Messenger RNA from Pectinophora gossypiella (pink bollworm), 1182 nucleotides. RefSeq names its product uroporphyrinogen-III synthase-like (gene Uros1). The coding region runs from base 178 to 927 and encodes 249 amino acids. NCBI's taxonomy places the organism in Eukaryota, Metazoa, Arthropoda, Insecta, Lepidoptera, Gelechiidae. The transcript is spliced from 2 exons. Gene Ontology annotation, biological process: uroporphyrinogen III biosynthetic process. Gene Ontology annotation, molecular function: uroporphyrinogen-III synthase activity. The record is from RefSeq and is a predicted model, not a curated record.